Messenger RNA from Nicrophorus vespilloides, 509 nucleotides. Its product is annotated as lysozyme-like. Gene Ontology annotation, molecular function: lysozyme activity. The transcript has 3 exons. The annotation marks the transcript as partial. The record is from RefSeq and is a predicted model, not a curated record. NCBI's taxonomy places the organism in Eukaryota, Metazoa, Arthropoda, Insecta, Coleoptera, Silphidae.
AUUCAUUCGUUCCCCUUUUUUACCCUCACAGAUCAACUGUACGUGCAUAAUCUGGACAAGCAGUGUUUACGAUGCCUCUGCUAUGCGGCCACCAGUUGCGACAUCACAUUGGGCUGCACCGCCGGAUACUGCGGACCCUACAAAAUUAGUCGACUCUAUUGGAUCGAUGCAGGUCGGCUCGUACUCCCAGAGGAUGACCCCGAAAGGGCAGGAGCUUUCGAGGAUUGCGCUUUGAAUUUAGGCUGCGCCCAGAGGAUGGUCACCACGUACCUCUCAAAAUUCGGAAAAGAUUGCAACGACGAUAAUGUGACGGAUUGCAACGAUUAUCUGAAGAUAAACUUCAACGGAGGUUAUCAAUGUACGCCGAAGCUCGAUAGGAACGAAGCAGGAAGAAACUGGACCAAAAGAUUCGACGUCUGCCACCAAUUGCUGUGAUAAGAAAAUCAUUUUCGAACAAAAUAACCGACAUACCUAAACAAUCUCGAUUCCUAACAAAUUUAGAUUGUAUU